Molecule: messenger RNA, 2735 nt
Organism: Tupaia belangeri chinensis (Chinese tree shrew)
Lineage: Eukaryota; Metazoa; Chordata; Mammalia; Scandentia; Tupaiidae
Gene: CAV2
Product: caveolin 2
Exons: 3
Coding region: 87-575 (162 amino acids)
Biological process (GO): regulation of cytosolic calcium ion concentration; caveola assembly; negative regulation of endothelial cell proliferation
Cellular component (GO): caveola; sarcolemma; Golgi apparatus
Molecular function (GO): molecular adaptor activity; protein kinase binding
Source: RefSeq, a predicted model, not a curated record
GCCCGGAGCGACGGGAAGGGGAGACCGGGCGGGCGGGGAGCGGAGCCGCGCCAGCCCGGUGCAGCCGCCGCGCACCGAGAGCUGCGAUGGGGCUGGAGACCGAGAAGGCGGACGUGCAGCUCUUCAUGGACGACGACUCCUACAGCCACCAUAGCGGCGUCGACUACGCCCAGCCCGAGAAGUUCUCGGACCUGGGCCAGGACCGGGAUCCGCACCGGCUCAACUCGCAUCUUAAGCUGGGCUUCGAGGAUGUGAUUGCAGAGCCGGUGACGACGCACUCCUUUGACAAAGUGUGGAUCUGCAGUCAUGCCCUCUUUGAAAUCAGUAAAUACGUGUUCUACAAGUUUCUGACCGUGUUUCUGGCCAUCCCCCUGGCCUUCGUGGCGGGAAUUCUCUUUGCCACCCUCAGCUGUCUGCACAUCUGGAUUAUAAUGCCUUUUGUAAAGACCUGCCUGAUGGUCUUGCCUUCAGUGCAGACAAUAUGGAAGAGUGUGACAGAUGUUGUCAUUGCCCCAUUGUGUACAAGCAUAGGACGAAGCUUCUCUUCUGUCAGCCUGCAACAGAGCCGUGACUGAACACUUGGACUCCAGGUCUGGCGAUUUGGACACUGUUAUAAUUGUAACAGUCCCUUGUUUGUUGAAGCAUGAAAGAGCUACUGUUCUAUUCCUUUCUCCACUGCUCUAAUUAAGAAAACUAUUAAGAUGGGCAGCCACAUUUUAAAAUGUUUAUUGGCAGAUCUUUUCAAAUAAUGCUUUUCUAAUUAAUAGCCCCAAAUUUCCCAUCUGACUUUAUAGCAAGAAUUUUGUGGUAGGUUGGGACCCUUCAUUUUAAAGGCAGUUUUUGCUUUAGUACAAAAGUGUGCAUUUGAUAAUGAUGAGUUUAUAGUAAUUAAGGGACAGUUCUCUCAAAACAACACAAUAGUCUUGUGUACAACUGCUUAUCAAAACAUGGGAUUUCUUUUUUUUUUUAACCCCAGGAGUAGCACUUUUUAAAUUACCUUUACAAAUAUAGUCAUAAGAACACUUGAGUAUAGGAUGUCCAAAGAUCAUAUAAAUUGCAGUAAUAAAUGCACAUAGUAACUAUGAUAGUAACUAUAAAAUAUAAUGAGAAAAAAAUGUGAAAGUAGAGUCAUGAAAAUAUGUUCCUUUAACAUAUUGUUAACUUACAGGCCUAUUUAACAAGAUGUUUCAUUUUUCUGUAUAUUUUGUAUCUAAUGUAAAUGUUGCUCUAAUCAGAUUGCUUUAAAGCAUUUUUAUUGUAUUUGUUAUCUGUUGAACUAAUACACAGAAGGAGUGAGAAAACAUGUCUCUUACAAGGUAACUUCAUUGGUAAUGUUACACUAUCUCAAUUAUGUAAGCAUUUAUAUAUUUUCUUUGGGAAUAGAAUGUAAAAGAACAAUACAUAAGGUUUUCCUUUUUAACUUUUCCAAGCAAAAUCCUGAAAUGUUUUAUGACUAACGUUAGGACAAAUGUCUAUCUGGCUGUGAUCUUAAAAUAAUUCAUAUCUAAUUCUCACUUCUUCUAUGAGAUGCCUUCUUUCUUAUCAUUCGAAAUUAAACUUGUAGUCUGUAUUUCUAUUAAUGGUUCACUUUAUUUCUAAAUAAUAUUGGUGCUAUUUAAUAACAUUUUUCAACAAAGACUAUUGCUGUCACUUAACUACAAUUUUAACUCAGUGAUUCCUAAAGAGACACUCAGAGCUGACAAUUUAUUGGGUCCAUGCUACUGAACUACAUGCAUAAGUUAAAAACUAACAGCUGCAGACUUCCAAGAUGUUCUAUAUUAUGGGUUUUGCCACAUAGUAUAAAGUCAUUCUUCCAUUUUUUAACUGUAGAGUCCUAUUUCAGUGUUAUGAGUCUUUAUUGCUUUAAAAAUCUCAUUAAAAUGUUCAUGAUGUGAGUAGUUCCUAUAAUUUACACAUCUUUGAAGUGUGUACAUGUUCAAAUUUCAAAAUUACCAUCACAACCUGAAUUGGCAUUCCUUUAAAUAUUGUAAGUGACAACUCUUCAUUGUAUAAAGAUUAAUAAGAUUUUUCAAAAUUGCCCAAACUGGUGAAUAUAAAGGAUAAUGAAUAUAAAGGAUAAUUUAACUGGAAUAGGAUUGGGGACCAAAUCAAGCAAAUGACUAAUUGUGAAGCUCAGGUAGUUUUCCAGGUAUUUACGAAAGAGGCAUCUCAAAGCUGCAGAUAGUUACAAAAAGAGACAUUUCAAAACUGCUUUAGGCCAUGGUAUUAUCCUUUGAGAAGGCUCUUGUAAUGAUUGCCUUAAAACACUACCCUUCAUUUAACUGUACAGACUUUCCUAGGCUGGUUAAAAAGGUCAAUCAGUUUCAUGACUUCAUAGUCAUACUUUAUAUUUUAAAAUUUCUUAAAACAUUUGGACAUCGUGAUAAUCCAAAAGUAUUUGAUUAAUGAAAUAUUUAUCUUAAUAAAUCAUGAGCUUCUAUCUUUUCAAAUUGCUAUUAGCAAGUUUUAAAGUCAAUAUAUAUACUUAGAAGCACAUAGUAACAAAAUCUUUUAACUUCUAACAAGUGAUGUGUAAAAUUUCUGUAUUCCUUGUCAGUGUCGAUUUACUUUCAAAAUGAGUUUUUAUUGGAAUUUUUACCUACUGUAUUUCAAAGACUCAAAUUUUGUACCAAGUAAAUCCAGGUUUUAUGAGCAAACAUGGGAUUCUCUUAUUUGGGGUCUGUAGAUGAUGGGAAGACUUUCUCAGUAUCUGUAAUAAACCUUCUAAAAAUCUG